AUGCAAUCGUUUCUCUGGUGGAAUGCACCUGAGCUUCCUGAAGGAUGCCAAUGGCGCACAAUGGAGCAUUCAGGAGUCAGUUUUCCGGAGACCUACGAACCACAUGGAGUCAAAAUGAUGUAUGAUGGACAACCAGUUGAAUUGACUCCCAUUCAGGAAGAAGCGGCUACUUUCUUUGCCGCCAUGGACCCCGAAGGUAUGCAUCUGGGCAAUCCCAAGACAGGGAAAAUCUUCAUCAAGAAUUUUUUUGCAGACUUUCGGGAAAUUUUGGGGAAGAAACAUAUCGUAAAGGAAUUCAAAAAAUGCGACUUUGAGCCCAUUCGAAAGCAUUUGAACGAGCAAAAGAUCAUCCGAAAAGCCAUCACAGAUGAGGAACGAAAGGCCAACAAGGAGGACCGGAGUCAAACGCUUCAUCAAUUUGGUUUUUCUAUCGUCGAUGGACACAUUGAACGAGUGGGCAACUUUAACAUGGAACCACCCGGCGCUUUUCGUGGUCGAGGAGAGCACCCUAAGAUGGGCAAGCUCAAGUCGCGCGUUUUGCCUGAACAAGUAUCGUUGAAUCUAAGCGAAUGCGCCCCUGUUCCCCCCUGUCCAGUUCCAGGGCACGCUUGGAGUGAUGUUCGACACGAUCCGCGUGGGCAAUGGCUCGCUACAUGGAAGGAAAACAUCAAUAACCAGUCCAAGUACAUGCAGCUGGCAGCGCAGUCUUCGUUUAAGGGAAAAUCAGAUCGAUCCAAGUAUAGCAAGGCUGGAUUGCUCUGUAAAAACAUUGAAAAGAUUCGCAAAUCGUACAAGAAAGACCUGAAAUCCAAGGACAUGGAAGUUAAGCAAUUAGCAACGGCAACGUGGGUUAUAGAUCGACUGGCACUUCGUGUUGGCGGAGAGAAGGAUACUGAUGAAGAAGCAGAUACAGUUGGUUGCUGCUCGCUGCGCGUGGAACACUUACAUUUUGAUCCCAAUGGCGAAGGUGGUGAUAGCAAAGAAAUUGAGCUCGAGUUCCUAGGUAAGGAUUCCAUGCUUUUUAAACAGACGAUCGACUUUGGGGCGACCUUGUAUAACGAUAGCAACGGUCUGGGGGCGCAGGUCUACGACAACCUAAAGUCUUUUUGCAAGAAGAAGAAAUCUUCCGAAGAAGUUUUUCACGUAAUCAAUCCGACAAUGCUAAACAACCAUUUGAAACAGUUCAUGGACGGCCUUUCGGCCAAAGUUUUCCGUACGUACAAUGCAUCCAAAACGUUGCAAACCGAGCUUCGUAAGUACGAGGUAUCUCCUGCCUGGCGUAACCUUACCGCAUCGGAAAAAGUCGUCGAGUACAAUAAUGCCAACCGUGAAGUGGCGAUUCUCUGUAACCAUCAGCGUUCGGUCAGCAAAGCUCAAGAAACUCAGCUUGAAAACAUCACAGCAAAAGUAGGCAUGUUAAAAAAACAGAAGAAAGAUUUGAAGAAGAUUCUCAAGCUGCUUACGGCGGGAGAGGCUGAUAAAAUUCCUACGAAAAAGUCACCUCAGACUAUGACUGAUGAACAGGUUGUGAAAAAGAUUGAAGCGUGGAACGGUAAGAUAAGCAAAAUGGAAAUGGACCUUAAACACAAGGACGACAAUAAGGAGGUCUCACUCGGAACUUCGAAGAUUAACUAUAUGGACCCCCGGAUCUCAGUAGCAUGGUGCAAACGAAACGAAGUUCCAAUUGAGAAGAUCUUUUCCAAAACGCUGCGCGACAAAUUCAACUGGGCCAUGGCAGUUGUGCCAGACUGGGAAUUUAACGAACACAUUGCCAAAGAAGCUUAA
Molecule: messenger RNA, 1785 nt
Organism: Phaeodactylum tricornutum CCAP 1055/1
Lineage: Eukaryota; Bacillariophyta; Bacillariophyceae; Surirellales; Neidiaceae
Exons: 3
Coding region: 1-1785 (594 amino acids)
Biological process (GO): chromosome segregation; DNA replication; DNA topological change
Cellular component (GO): nucleolus; chromosome
Molecular function (GO): DNA binding; DNA topoisomerase type I (single strand cut, ATP-independent) activity
Source: RefSeq, a predicted model, not a curated record